Myxocyprinus asiaticus (Chinese sucker) is the source of this 4368-nucleotide messenger RNA. RefSeq names its product hexokinase 1 (gene hk1). NCBI's taxonomy places the organism in Eukaryota, Metazoa, Chordata, Actinopteri, Cypriniformes, Catostomidae. Gene Ontology annotation, cellular component: mitochondrion; cytosol. The coding region runs from base 210 to 2966 and encodes 918 amino acids. The transcript has 18 exons. The record is from RefSeq and is a predicted model, not a curated record. Gene Ontology annotation, biological process: intracellular glucose homeostasis; glycolytic process; glucose 6-phosphate metabolic process. Gene Ontology annotation, molecular function: fructokinase activity; glucokinase activity; D-glucose binding.
CCCAUUAUAUGCUGCUUGACUUCUUAGGCCGAGGAGAGACAGCCAGAACACUGCUGUACUGCUGAGAGGGAACACCCCUACAUGCCGGCUUCUCUAUUUACAGCUGACCCACAUUGCUUCUGAGCCUCAAAAAGGCCUGCCAUAUUGGAAAGGAUCAUAAGGUUUCUCUUCUCUCUUCUAUUGCUUUUUCACCAAAGAGGUGAAGCAGGAUGAUAGCUGCACAGCUUCUGGCCUACUACUUUACUGAGCUGAAGGAUGACCAGGUCAAAAAGAUUGACAAAUACUUGUACUCCAUGCGGUUCUCUGAUGAGACGCUGAAAGACAUCAUGUCCCGCUUUCAAAGGGAAAUGGAAAAUGGACUGAGUAGAGACACCAACCCGACAGCCACCGUUAAGAUGUUGCCUACCUUUGUUAGGUCCAUCCCUGAUGGAUCAGAGAAGGGAGAUUUCAUUGCACUGGAUCUGGGGGGCUCUAAUUUUCGUAUUCUGAGGGUAAAAGUGUCACAUGAGAAGAAACAGACAGUGCAGAUGGAGAGUAAGAUAUACGAAACUCCAGAGGACAUCAUCCACGGCAGCGGAUCACGGCUGUUUGACCAUGUUGCAGAAUGCCUUGGAGACUUCAUGGAGAAACAAAAUAUUAAAGACAAAAAGCUUCCUGUGGGGUUCACAUUUUCAUUCCCUUGUGCUCAUAGUAAACUGGAUGAGGCUGUUUUGUUGACUUGGACCAAGCGCUUCAAGGCCAGUGGGGUUGAGGGAAUGGAUGUAGUAAAGCUUCUAAAUAAAGCCAUCAAAAAACGUGGGGACUAUGAUGCAGAUAUCAUGGCUGUUGUCAAUGACACUGUUGGAACUAUGAUGACCUGUGGCUUCGAUGACCAGCGCUGUGAAGUUGGCAUCAUCAUUGGUACCGGCACUAAUGCAUGUUACAUGGAGGAGCUGAGACACAUCGAUCUGGUGGAGGGAGAUGAAGGCAGGAUGUGCAUCAAUACUGAAUGGGGGGCUUUUGGAGAUGAUGGCACAUUGGAGGAUAUCCGAACUGAGUUUGACAGGGAGAUCGACCGUGGCUCCCUCAACCCUGGCAAGCAAUUGUUUGAGAAGAUGGUCAGUGGGAUGUACAUGGGCGAGCUGGUUAGACUGAUCCUGGUGAAGAUGGCUAAAGAAGGGCUGCUGUUUGAGGGCCGCAUCACCCCAGAACUGCUCACUAAAGGAAAAAUUGAAACCAAGCAUGUUUCUGCUAUUGAAAAGAGCAAAGAGGGACUGACCAAAGCCAAGGAGAUUCUGACCCGCUUGGGUGUAGAACCAUCUGAAGACGACUGCAUUGCUGUGCAACAUGUUUGCGCUAUUGUCUCUUUUCGCUCUGCUAAUCUAAUUGCUGCCACUUUGGGUGCGAUCCUCAAACGUCUGAAGGACAAUAAGAGUGCCCCUCGCCUCCGCACCACAGUUGGCAUUGAUGGCUCCCUCUAUAAGAUGCACCCACAGUAUUCUCGCCGGUUGCACAAGACUGUGCGUCGUCUAGUGCCGGAAUCUGAUGUCCGCUUCUUGCUUUCUGAAAGUGGAAGUGGCAAAGGGGCUGCACUGGUAACAGCCUGGGCUUACCGAUUGGCCGAUCAGACCCGUCAGAUUGCUGAGACUUUGGCAGAGUUCAGGCUGACCAAAGAUCAGCUUCUGGAGGUGAAGAAAAGGAUGAAAACUGAGAUCCAGAAUGGACUGAGCAAGAAAACCCAAAGCUCAGCCACAGUCAAGAUGCUUCCCACCUAUGUACGGAGUACCCCAGAUGGAUCAGAAAAUGGUGACUUCUUGGCUUUGGAUCUUGGAGGUACAAACUUUAGGGUGCUGUUGGUAAAGAUUCGUAGUGGCAAGAGACGAACUGUGGAGAUGCAUAAUAAAAUCUAUGCCAUUCCUGUAGAAGUAAUGCAAGGAACUGGAGAGGAGCUCUUUGAUCACAUUGUGGCCUGCAUAUCUGAUUUCCUGGACUACAUGGGAAUGAAGAAUGCUCGCCUGCCUCUGGGCUUUACCUUCUCCUUCCCCUGCAGACAAACUAGUCUGGAUGCAGGAAUUUUGGUAAAUUGGACAAAGGGAUUCAGAGCCACAGACUGUGAAGGGGAAGAUGUUGUCGGCCUCCUGAGAGAGGGCAUCAAAAGGAGAGAGGAGUUUGACCUGGAUGUUGUAGCCAUAGUGAAUGACACAGUGGGUACAAUGAUGACCUGUGCAUAUGAGGAACCCACAUGUGAGGUUGGGCUGAUUGCAGGAACAGGCAGCAACGCCUGCUACAUGGAGGAGUUGCGAAACAUUGAGACAGUGGAUGGAGAAGAGGGCAGGAUGUGUGUGAAUAUGGAAUGGGGAGCUUUUGGGGACAAUGGCUGCCUGGAUGACAUCAGGACUCAGUAUGACAAUAAUGUGGAUGAUCUUUCUCUCAAUGCUGGCAAACAGAGGUAUGAGAAGAUGUGCAGUGGUAUGUACCUGGGCGAAAUUGUACGGAACAUCUUGAUUGACUUGACAAAGCGUGGUUUCCUCUUCAGAGGGCAGAUCUCUGAGACACUGAAGACCAGGGGUAUCUUCGAAACGAAGUUCCUUUCCCAAAUUGAGAGUGAUCGAUUGGCGCUACUGCAGGUGAGGUCCAUUCUGCAGCAUUUGGGCUUGGACAGCACAUGUGAUGACAGUAUUAUCGUGAAGGAAGUGUGUGGAGCUGUUUCCCGUCGUGCAGCCCAGCUCUGUGGCGCUGGAAUGGCUGCUGUUGUGGACAAAAUCCGGGAGAACCGUGGCCUGGACCGUUUGGACAUCACUGUUGGGGUGGAUGGAACUCUUUAUAAGCUCCAUCCACAUUUCUCACGGAUUAUGCACCAGACUGUGAAGGAGCUCGCCCCCAACUGCAAUGUCACCUUCCUUCUCUCAGAAGACGGAAGUGGGAAGGGUGCUGCCUUGAUCACUGCUGUUGGGUGUCGUCUGCGUCAGCAAGAACAAAAGAGCUGAACUCUCCUCAGAACAAGCCCUUAGCUCCUUCUGUGGCUAUAUCAGGGCCUAUCAAUUUCCACUCACAGCUGUGACUUCACUCUCCUCCACCCAGAUCUAGCACAUCCAUUUGAUCAUGCCCAGAGCUGUGAUUUGACCCUUUGUGAUUAGCUUUGUGUUUCACUACUUUUUAAAGAACUCGUUACUGUCAGCCUUUCUCUGUGUACGUCUCAAGUGUGUUAUUAGGGGUUGGUCACUCUCUGUCCACCCAAAAUAUAUAAAGAUAUUAUUUAAGAUGUUCAACUGUUGUUUAUGUAUUUAUGGAUGUAUACUGGAAAAAGGGAAGAAAUGUAAACACAUUACAAACAUUAAAAGUUAAGAUAUUUGACUAAUAUUAUGAAGAUAUUAUUUAUUUUAUUUUUGUAUUUGAUGGGUGCAUUGUAACAUGACAGAAGUGACAGGAGUGGAUCUUUGAGGGAAAGAAAGUAUUUUUUUGAGAUUAUACCAAGCUAAUUCCAAAAUUUUGUGUAUUGUCAUUUGUCUGUAGGUCAGUGUGUGGUGUCAGUCAGUAGUGGUUCUAGCUUGUUUGGUGCCCUGGGCAAAACCCCCAUCAGUAACCCCCCCCCCCCCUUUCCCACAAAGGUUGGUGGCUGGGGGUUGUGGGUGGUUGGAGAUGACAUGGCUGGUGGACUUUUUUGUGUUAGGCAGCUGCACACAUUGCACAUGCCUAAAUCUACCCCUGGUGUCAAUAUUGAGAAAUGCCCAAUGUACACUAACCAUAACAGUCUCCCCAUGGUAUUGCCAUGGUCAAAGUGGGGAAGACAUGCGAGUUCAGUUGAGGCUGCCUUCCUAUUUAAUUCUUUAAUUGCUACCAGCUCCUUUUGGUCUCCUUCUGAUACGCUAUUCUAUUAGUCAAACAAAUGAACAAGGAAAGAGAAACCUAAUGCCUUUGCUUAUUUACCCUCUUUGAAAUAGUUUAACUCUUAGAUAUCUAAAGGCUUUGGCAGAUUGUACCAUGCACAUUGCUUUUGUCAACUUUUUGCUUUUUGCAGGUUAUCAGCCCUGUAAACAGCAGUACUGAUAUCCAUAAAUGUCCUUCUGUGUGCCCUGGCUGGUUAUUUGUGAGUGAUUGUGUGUAAUUAAUGUGAGUGAAUAUGUGUAGUGGCUCAGAGAUUAUGAUGAAAGCAUGCCUUAUUUGGUAACUGAGGUCUAGCAUCCACUGAUUUUGUACAAAAUUCAUAGUUGCACUAUAUAAAUAGAUGUUCUCGGAAAACCUAUAGGAGAAAACCAUAAAAAUAUUUUGAUGAACAACUGAUUUUAUGUUCUGUGGUUUUCUUCAGAGUUGCCCAAACAUUGUAGCGUUGUUCAGUAUUGAAAUAAUGUGUGAUAUGUGUUUGUGCAAUAAAAGAAUUUCCUUUUUCUA